Messenger RNA from Corythoichthys intestinalis (scribbled pipefish), 5185 nucleotides. RefSeq names its product DNA damage-induced apoptosis suppressor (gene ddias). The coding region runs from base 235 to 1983 and encodes 582 amino acids. Gene Ontology annotation, cellular component: cytoplasm; nucleus. Gene Ontology annotation, biological process: negative regulation of intrinsic apoptotic signaling pathway in response to DNA damage. The transcript is spliced from 5 exons. The record is from RefSeq and is a predicted model, not a curated record. Lineage: Eukaryota; Metazoa; Chordata; Actinopteri; Syngnathiformes; Syngnathidae.
AACACGAAGAAGAAAACUCACUCAACGAAAAUAAUUAGGCAAAAAUGGUCGAAACACUGUUUUUGCUUUUAAACCAUUCAAUCGCUUAUGGAAUUCUGACUUCAUUUAUGUCGCAGAAGUAAACUCAUCCAAAGUAACAUGUUCAGGGUGUUUACUCCACGACGUUAGCAUGCUAGCUUCUAACCGAGCGUCUCAUUUCCACUUUGCGGUAAAUUUAAACCGCUGGCGGAUAACAUGUCGGUUCGACGAGCUCUGGUGGAGUGUACCGUACUGUCUUUACAAGAUUCCUGCGUUUUUUAUCCAUGCUGUAAAGACUGCUUCUGCAGAAUGGAUGAGGAGCCCCAGGACACGACGAGAUCCAAAUGUUCCAAGUGUGCUUACAGCUGUGUGAGAGAUCAUCUGGAGCACAGAUACCGUCUUUCCCUGUUGGUGACAAGGGACAUGAGCAUAUUUGGAGUCACAGUGUUUGGCAGCUGCCUUAACCCCUUCUUUGGCAUGCCUGCUACUCAGUUUCAAAGGUUAUUGGAGAACUCUGAUGGGGCAUCUGAAAAAUCCCUCCGAUCCAAAUUCCUAGUGAGGGCCGUCGAGAAUUGUUUUGUCAGCAGACAUCUUGUCUUCGGAAUAAAGGUGACCGAUUCACAAAAUUGCCCAUGGUCAAGAGAUUAUAAUCCAGGUGCUUCUGCUAGCAAAGACAUGGCACAGUUUACUGCAACUCAGCUAAUAUUCCCGAAAGCAACAGGCCAGGAAGUCCGCUCUGUCCUCAGCUACUAUCAAGCUAUCCUUUGUAAAACAGAAGAACGUCGUCAGCUGGAAUCUGACGAGCUUCACGAAUCCAGGAGGAUCUUGACAACUCUGCCAUGGAUUCCUCAAAAUUCACCAGCCAGGAGCUUCAAUAACAUUACACUCUCACGACUCUUUCCCCACUCUUUGCAAAGAUCGCAGCACGACGAAGGCAGCCUCACUCCCACGCCGCCAUGGCAACAAUCACUGGGGCUUGUGACGUCAUCUGCCGAACAAGAGGAGGAAGAAAACCGUGCUGUUUGCGAUGAUAAUAAAUCCACCGACAAAGAGCAAAGGCGGAACACUUUCUUUGACACACCGCCAUUUUCUUUCUGCUCACCAGGUAGAAAUGUCAGGAGCGCAUCCAUCUUGAACCAUUUCAUUCCACGGGUGUCCACGUGUCAAGACUCCAAACAACCAGAUGAUUCGCUCGUCUCACGAUCUUUAGUGUGGGAGGAUUUUCCUUUUUCUGAGAGUCUGAGCGCAUUUUUGAAUGAGGAGGAUAAGUACAAUACAAACGAAUGCAUUCCUGCUAGUACCAGUAACAAAAAGGUGCCAGUAGGCAAGAAUUCAACAGAUGUCACAAUCACAAGUGUGCCAACUGAAGAAUGUGAAGAAGUCUAUAAUUGUUCUUUGGACCUGUUUGGCGUAAGCUCGACAAAUCCACAUGAUGACGACGUUAAGCGUCCGAGGCUUCAAAAGUGCAUCAAGAGAGUCAAUGAUCCUGACGUGCCUUCUUGUGACAUGAUAACUCACAGGGAUUAUCCGCAGUGUGACUUCAUUCCAUCCUGUCAGUCCACUCCCAUUUGUAGGACACGCCCUUCCUCCUCUUCACAUUCUUUGUCCACUACUAGACAUACUAGAAACACCUCUAAAAGACGAUUCAGGAAGCACCAUCUUGUGAUCCAGCGAAAUAUUCUGAUCGGGAAGACAACACCUGAACAUGAAUGGAGUUUUUGUGAUGUGCCUCUUAGCCAAUCAGAGGACAACUCUGUCAUUGUCCCUCCCAUUCCUGCUGAACUCAAGGUGGAAAUUGACCGCUCUAAAGAAAAAAUGCUGCCACAUUUAACACAAACAGAGCAGCGUGAUGUUUCUGAACCUGAUAGAAACACACUGUAUGAUCACACUAUAGAUGGCGUAACAGUGAAUGGAUCCUUAUUUAUGGACAAAGAAUGUGAUUGGUCCAGAGAUUUAUUCCUUUAGCAAUGGUCAGCAUCGUAUUGUGGAGCCUCUAAGCUUGUUUUAACUCUAGAAAAUCAAUGAAUAUUUAUUUAUAUGCACACUGCACUUUUCAUCCUAUAAAAAUGGCCAUGUUUUAAGUAGUAAACGUGUGUGAGUGAAAGGAGCGCAACACAACAUAAUUAAAUCGGCCUUAUUUUUUUGUAAAUUUUCCACAAGCUGCUGCUAAUUCAGCUGCAUGAAUGAAUCAUUUUCUUUAUUUCAUUCAUAUAGGACUUUCUUUAUUACAUUCAUAUAGGACAGAGGUCUCAAACUUGUUACCCACGGACCAAUUGUAGCCCACGGGACAAUUUUUUUGCAGCGGUAAUAAUUGCAAUAAUAUGCGGCCCACAUUUAAUAUCCAGAUGUAGUGUUAGUGUUUCCGGCACGUAUUUUGCGAUGGGCUAUAUGCAUAAAUCAUUUCAAAUAAAAUGAAGGAUCCAUUUGGGGGGUGGGGGGGGUCAAACAUUUAAAUAGUAAUACAUUAGCAUUUUUUCCCCAAUUUUUUUAAUUAAAAAAAGCCAUGAUCAAUGAAAAUAUAACUAAUGCUGAGUUAAAAAAAAAAAAACCAAAAACUUAACAUAAAUAAAUUAAUAAUACUGUAUUUUGAAAAAGAAGAAUAAAGACAAGUGUGAACUACCUCUGCAAAGUUGACUCCCCAUCAAAUGUAAAUUUAUAGAAAAUUUGUCAUUUGUUUGUGCUGCUAUCGUUUUUGAGAUGUUAAGUUAUUUUAUAGGUCAAUCUGUGGUCAACCAGCCCCCCAUUUUGAUUUCAAAUUGCUAAAAAUGGUGUUAGUGUUUGUACUUUUUUUUUUUAUUAUUAUUGUUAUUUUUAUUAUUAUACAUCCACAUAAACAGUACAACAUAAAUGGCAUGGUACAUUGUUGUCCAAUUUUAAACAUAACAGACAAGCCUAGGGAAUAAUCAUGAUUCGAACAUCAGAAAUUACAAUCACAUAAUAAAUGUAAUUAAAAAAAUCAAAUAAGUAGAGAGAAAACAUAUAUAUAUAUAUAAAUAUAUAUAUAUAUAAUACAUGUAUAUAAUACAUGUAUAUGGCGGAAAACACAGACAAGGCUGAAAAAGCGGUUUCUGCUCUUGCACCCUCUUUAAAAUAAACUAAUUUAAGACAAAAUAACUGUUGUUUGAUAGAACAACGUCUAUAUACUGCCAUCGCAGUUUCAUGGCACAUUAAGCCACCAAACUAUUUUUAAUUUCUCUGUUUUACCCCGGAGACCCCCUUUUACAGACAGCGCGCAACCACUUUUGUUUCAACGUUUAAAAGGGUAAAUAUUUGAAAAAGAAAAUCUCGACCACUCUAUUAUGUCUGCGAUUUCUGCAUUGCGAUCCUUGUUAUAUUACCGUGUUUCACACAUAAAAUCUCCCAAAAGUCCGGCUAUGGCCAUUCACUGCUGUGUAUUUAGACUCGGUGAGACAUGCUACACAGAAUUUUUGGUUCAAAACAAGGUAAGUACGCGAUAAUAUCAUUAAAAUCAUGGUGUCUUUAAUUAUGCUCUCAUGCUGUAAACUCAAUUUAGGGUUUAGGGGUUUAAUUUUUUUUUAUUUUUUAAAUGCCCUGUUUUUCAAAAAAAAAAUUCUUCCCCCAGAAAAUGGAUAUUUCAAGCUUUCCAAUGAAAACACAUGCAUAUAGGACAAUUUUGAAAUUUGGCCAAAUUCGAGGUCUGCGCAGAACUUUUCCGCCAUGUAUAAAUAAUACUAAUAAAAAAAUAAGGAGAAAUUUAGGGUCCAUCAGCUAAUUGAAGCUCCUCAACAAUGCUACACAGUUUGAAAGCAUUUUCCCCCCUUCAUAUAUUUCAAGGAAGAAAAAUAAUUACAUAGUUCUUUGUGAAAAAUAUUAAAAUUUGGAAUAGAUUUAUUCUUAUGUAUGAAAAAUUUACCAAGAAUUACAAUUGUAUUGAUGGCUAGGUCAUGCGAUGAAUCUAACACAGAGAUUCCAUAUAAAACAUUCUUUUGUGACGCUAGAGAGAUUGGACAAUUUAGUAAAUAACCUGUCAUACAAAUCUUCCCUAAAAGCAUUCACAAGUUAACAUUAAAAAAAUAAAUGGUCAGUCGUUUCAAUGUCUUCAUCACAAAAAAUACAGUUGUUGUGGUCCAAAUUAAGAAUUCUGACACACUGUUAACUAUUUUAUAAUGAACUUCCUUUGCUUUUGGUGAAAUUGGGAACUGAAAGAAUUUCAAUCUCAUAAUUUUAAAAUCUUUCUUUGAAAAAAAAUUGCAUAACUGUAAUAGUAAUUGUAAUAAUUGUAAUAGUUUUCUCUUUGCAGAAAACGAGUACAUUUCGUCCACAAAAAUUUGUCGAAUUUUGACAUUGAGUCAAUUAGAAUCAUUGAUAUUGUGACCAUUUAACAAAAACAAAGGAAGUGUUGAUCCCAGCUUCAUUUGAAACAAAUUAUGACAUUUUAAUAUUCGACUGGGGUAUUGGUUUAAUAAGAUUUCCAUACUGCUUUUUGUCAAUCCAAUUAUAUUUGGAACAGAGGCUUUCAAAAGAUGCAACGUUUCCAGAAUCAUCCAAGAGGUGCAUUAUGGACCAAAUUUCUCUCUCUAUCCAUUUUUGAUAAAGCAAUGAUUUAUUUUUUUAACAGAAUAUAUCAAUAGUCCCAUAAUGGGGUAGUGUGGGGACUGAAAUUGUGUUUAUAGACCAUUCUCUAAUAAUGAAGAACCUGUUGAUUGUACAUACAGUCAUGUGAAAAAAUUAGAACACCCGAUGGAAGCCUGUGUGUUUUCUAACAUAUUUGGUCAUAUGGAUAUUUAAUAUCAAUUUUAACAAUCUUGAGAGAUUCAAGUAAUAGAACUAAACAAUUAAACAAAACGUUAUUUUCUGUAAAAUGAAAUUUUAAAUAAAUGCAAUUUCUGUUGAGGAAUAAAAUACGACACCCCCACAUUCAGUCGCACUUAAAAUGGCUAAAAUCCCACACGGGUGUCACAUAAGGUGCACAUGAUUAGAGCAUCAUUAGCCAGUGUUUUGAAAGAGGCUUGCCAUAUUUAAACCUCACAUCUAGUUUGGUGUGCCCCUGACUGUUGAAGUGAGAGAAAACACCAUGUUGAGCUCAAAGGAGCUGUCUGAAGCCUUCAGAAAGAAUAUUGUAUACGCUUAUGAGUCUGGUAAGGGAUUUCAAAAGAAUAAGAAUAUGUAUACUAUAUACUGUGUAAUCAUCUUCUUGGCUUUCUCC